AUGGCGGUGUUUGACACGCCAUACCAGAGGCUGGAGGCCUCAUACACAGACUCUCCGAUGGGGGAGGAUGACCUGCUGGUGCAUGUUCCAGAGGGCAGUAAAUCACCAUGGAACCAUAUAGAGAACCUGGAUCUCUUCUUCUCUCUCGAGUGUAUAACCUGCACCAGAAGAAUGGAUUCACCUGCAUGCUGAUUGGAGAGAUCUUUGAGUUAUUGCAGUUCAUCUUUGUGGUUAGUUUCACAACCUUCCUGGUGAGCUGUGUUGAUUACGAUAUUCUCUUUGCAAACAAGAUGGUGAACCACAGCAGAAAGCGAAAACAACAAAGUGACAUUGCCUGACGCCUUCCUACCACCUGGAGUCUGCAAAGACCGGAUACAAGAGAAUUGGUUUCUCACUUCUCUCCUGGUGAUUGCUGGUGUCUUCUGGAUUCACAGACUUAUUAAAUUUAUAUACAAUAUCUGCUGCUACUGGGAGAUCUAUAACUUCUACAUACAGGCUCUACGUAUUCCUAUGGGUGAUCUUCCCUAUUACACUUGGGAGGAAGUCCAGAGCAGAAUUGUUCAGAUCCAGAAGGAGCAUCAGAUCUGCGUUCAUAAAAAGGAGCUUUCAGAGUUAGAUGUCUCUCAUCGAAUCCUACGCUUCAAGAACUACAUGGUGGCCAUGAUUAAUAAGAAUCUGCUACCACUGCAGCAUAGGAUGCCCCUGCUGGGCGACUCCAUCUUCUAUACCCGGGGCCUAAAGUACAACUUUCAGCUUAUCUUCUUCUGGGGCCCCGGCUGCCUGUUCCAGAAUGAGUGGAGCUUAAAACCCGAGUACAAGCGUGCAGGAUCACGCCUGGAGCUGGCGGAGAAACUUUCCCAACGUAUUCUUUGGAUAGGGCUUGCCAACCUGUUACUUUGCCCUCUUGUAUUGGUCUGGCAGAUCCUCUAUGCCUUCUUCAGCUAUACUGAGGUGCUUCGUCGGGAACCUGGCAGUCUCGGGGCCCGAUGUUGGUCUCUGUAUGGCCGCUGCUACCUGCGCCACUUUAAUGAGUUGGACCACCAGCUGCAGGCAAGGCUGAGCCGAGCAUACAAGCCCGCCAGCAAGUACAUGAACUGCUUCCUGUCUCCACUUUUGGCUGUGGCGGCCAAACACAUGGGAUUCCUGGCGGGCUCUGUUCUGGCGGUGCUGAUUGCGCUCACGGUGUAUGAUGAAGACGUGCUUGCUGUGGAACAUGUACUGAGCAUGGUGACACUACUUGGAGUUGUUGUGACCAUCUGCAGAUCAUUUAUCCCAGAAGAGCACAUGGUCUUCUGUCCAGAGCAGCUCCUAAAAGUGAUCCUGGCUCAUAUCCACUAUAUGCCUGACCACUGGCAGCGCAGCGCUCACCGGGCCGAGACCCGCAGCGAGUUUGCACAGCUUUUCCAGUACAAGGCGGUCUUCAUUCUGGAGGAGCUCCUCAGCCCGCUGCUCACCCCCCUUGUUCUGAUAUUCAAACUGCGCCCCAAGUCAUUAGAGAUCAUUGACUUCUUCAGGAAUUUCACAGUUGAGGUGGUGGGCGUCGGAGACACCUGUUCAUUUGCACAAAUGGAUGUCCGCCAGCAUGGCAAUCCCGCCUGGAUGUCGGCAGGAAAAACCGAGGCCUCUGUGUACCAGCAGGCAGAAGAUGGGAAGACAGAACUGUCUCUCAUGCAUUUUGCUAUAACUAACCCACGUUGGCAGCCACCUCGGGAGUGCUCGGCCUUUCUGAGUCACCUGCGGGAGCGAGUGCAGAAGGACAGCGGUGGAACAACGCCAAAAAAAUCCCGCCGGUCUGGCACAGCUGCUGCACUACUCUGGAUUGUCACUGCAGUCUGAUUCUGAACCGCACAGCCUUAUGGCAAAUGUCUUCACUGGAGUGUCUCCGGGAGGCUUCCCUCCACGCACUGACGUCCUCUGCUCUCCGCACAUCUCUGCCGUGUCCGAGGUGGCCUCUGCUCUCCGUUCCCUGUCUCCACAGCAGUCCUGCCACACAGCAGUAAACCAGAGCGGUUUUGGCAGCAGCUUGUGGGAGGGCCCCAUGAAUAGCGGACCUUUAUCUGAAUACGCCUCAAUGGAGAUGAGCCUGCACGCCUUGUACAUGCAUGAGUUACAUCAACAGCAGACCCGUAUGGCAGCAGGGCGGCACAUAUGGCACAGACAGGAGAGCGAUGACAGCGGGGUAGCGGGCCGGCUGAUGGACUCAUCAACACUACAGGCAACAUCCCAUCCUCUGCCAGCUGCCCCUCCCCUGGAGCACUGCUGCAGGAAGACAGGAUGCCACCAAUCAGUGCUCACAGGUUCAGUGCCAGCACAGAUUUUGGAUCCAUGCAGAGAGCCUCUUCCAACCUAGCAAAGCAGCCAAUGGGAGGGUGGAGUGAGGAGGGACAGACAGCCAAGCACCCAGAUCCUGUUCCGGAGGAAAGCUCGGAGGAUGAGAUGCCACCCCAAACUCAUAAGGUAU
Messenger RNA from Staurois parvus, 2461 nucleotides. The record is from the annotation of a GenBank genome assembly. Lineage: Eukaryota; Metazoa; Chordata; Amphibia; Anura; Ranidae.